GCUCCAGAUGGCGUCUUCUGUGGGCAACGUGGCCGACAGCACAGAACCAACGAAACGUAUGCUUUCCUUCCAAGGGUUAGCUGAGUUGGUACAUCGAGAGUAUCAGGCAGGAGAUUUUGAGGCAGCUGAGAGACACUGCAUGCAGCUGUGGAGACAAGAGCCAGACAAUACUGGAGUACUUUUAUUACUUUCAUCUCUACACUUCCAGUGUCGAAGGCUGGACAGAUCUGCCCACUUUAGUACUCUGGCAAUUAAACAGAACCCUCUUCUGGCAGAAGCCUAUUCGAAUUUGGGGAAUGUGUACAAGGAAAGAGGGCAGUUGCAGGAGGCAAUUGAGCAUUACCGGCAUGCAUUGCAUCUCAAACCAGAUUUCAUCGAUGGUUAUAUUAACCUGGCAGCCGCUUUGGUAGCAGCAGGCGACAUGGAAGGGGCAGUACAAGCUUACGUCUCUGCUCUUCAGUGCAAUCCUGAUUUGUACUGUGUUCGCAGUGACCUGGGGAACCUGCUCAAAGCCCUGGGUCGCUUGGAAGGAGCCAAGGCAUGUUAUUUGAAAGCAAUGGAGACGCAACCGAACUUUGCAGUAGCUUGGAGUAAUCUUGGCUGUGUUUUCAAUGCACAAGGGGAGAUUUGGCUUGCCAUUCAUCACUUUGAAAAGGCUGUCACGCUUGACCCCAAUUUUCUGGAUGCUUAUAUCAAUUUAGGAAAUGUCUUGAAAGAGGCACGGAUUUUUGACAGAGCUGUGGCAGCUUACCUUUGUGCCCUAAGCUUGAGCCCAAAUCAUGCAGUGGUACAUGCCAACCUGGCUUGUGUAUACUAUGAGCAAGGCCUGAUGGAUCUGGCAGUAGACACCUACAGGCGAGCUAUUGAAUUGCAACCACAUUUCCCUGAUGCUUACUGCAACCUAGCCAACGCUCUGGAAGAGAAGGGCAGUGUUGCCAAAGCAGAAGAUUGUUAUAAUACAGCUCUGCGGCUGUGUCCCACCCAUGCAGACUCUCUGAAUAACCUAGCCAAUAUCAAAGGAGACCAGGGAAACUUUGAAGAGGCAGUUCGCUUGUAUUGUAAAGCAUUAGAAGUCUUCCCAGAGUUUGCUGUUGCCCAUUCAAAUUUAGCAAGUGUAUUGCAGCAGCAGGGAAAACUGCAGGAAGCUCUGAUGCAUUAUAAGGAGGCUGUUCGAAUCAGUCCUACCUUUGCUGAUGCCUACUGUAACAUGGGAGACACUCUAAAGGAGAUGCAGGAUGUUCAGGGAGCCUUGCAGUGUUAUACUCGUGCCAUUCAGAUUAACCCUGCACUUGCGGAUGCCCACAGCAAUCUGGCUUCCAUUCACAAGUAUUCAGGGAAUAUUCCAGAAGCAAUUGCUUCUUAUCGCACUGCUCUGAAGCUUGAACCUGAUUUUCCUGACGCUUAUUGUGAUUUGGCUCAUUGCCUGCAGAUUGUCUGUGAUUGGACAGACUACGAUGAGCGAAUGAAGAAGUUGGUCAGCAUUGUGGCUGACCAGCUGGAGAAGAAUAGGUUGCCUUCUGUGCAGCCUCAUCAUAGUAUGCUCUAUCCUCUUUCUCAUGGCUUCAGGAAGGCUAUUGCUGAGAGCCAUGGGAACCUCUGCUUGGAUGAGAUCAGUGUCCUUCAUAAACCACCGUACGAACAUCCAAAAGACUUGAAGCUCAGUGAUGGUCGACUGCGUGUAGGAUACGUGAGUUCUGACUUCGGGAAUCAUCCUACUUCUCAUCUUAUGCAGUCUAUUCCAGGCAUGCACAAUCCUGAUAAAUUUGAGGUAUUCUGUUAUGCCCUGAGCCCAGAUGAUGGCACAAACUUCCGAGCGAAGGUGAUGGCAGAAGCCCAUCAUUUCAUUGAUCUUUCUCAGAUUCCAUGCAAUGGGAAAGCAGCUGAUCGCAUCCAUCAAGAUGGUAUACACAUCCUUGUAAAUAUGAAUGGUUAUACCAGGGGUGCUCGAAAUGAACUCUUUGCUCUCAGGCCAGCUCCUAUUCAGGCAAUGUGGCUGGGCUACCCUGGGACCAGUGGCGUGCUUUUCAUGGAUUAUAUCAUCACUGAUCAGGAAACUUCACCUGCUGAAGUUGUUGAGCAGUAUUCUGAGAAACUGGCUUAUAUGCCCCAUACUUUCUUUAUUGGUGAUCAUGCUAAUAUGUUCCCUCCCCUGAAGAAGAAGGCAGUCAUCGAUUUUAAGUCCAAUGGGCACAUUUAUGACAAUCGGGUUGUGCUGAAUGGCAUCGACCUCAAAGCAUUUCUUGAUAGUCUCCCAGAUGUGCAGAUUGUCAAGAUGAAAUGUCCUGAUGGAGGAGACAACGCAGACAGCAGUAAUACGGCUCUUAAUAUGCCUGUCAUUCCUAUGAAUACUAUUGCAGAGGCAGUUAUUGAAAUGAUUAACAGAGGACAAAUUCAGAUAACAAUUAAUGGAUUCAGUCUUAGCAAUGGACUGGCAACUACCCAGAUCAACAUUAAGGCUGCCACUGGAGAGGAGGUUCCCCGUACCAUUAUUGUAACCACACGUUCUCAGUACGGGUUACCGGAAGAUGCCAUUGUGUACUGUAACUUCAAUCAGUUAUAUAAAAUUGACCCAUCUACUUUGCAGAUGUGGGCAAAUAUUCUGAAGCGUGUUCCCAAUAGUGUGCUGUGGCUGUUGCGUUUUCCAGCAGUAGGAGAACCUAAUAUUCAACAGUAUGCACAAAAUAUGGGCCUUCCCCAGAAGCGUAUCAUUUUUUCACCUGUUGCUCCUAAAGAGGAACAUGUUCGGAGAGGCCAGCUGGCUGAUGUCUGCUUGGACACUCCACUCUGUAAUGGACACACCACAGGGAUGGAUGUCCUUUGGUCAGGGACACCCGUGGUGACUAUGCCAGGAGAGACUCUUGCUUCCCGAGUUGCAGCUUCCCAGCUCACUUGUUUAGGCUGUCUUGAGCUUAUUGCUCAAAAUAGACAAGAAUAUGAAGACAUAGCUGUGAAACUGGGAACUGAUCUAGAAUACCUGAAGAAAAUUCGUGGCAAAGUCUGGAAGCAGAGAACAUCUAGCCCUCUGUUCAACACCAAACAAUACACAAUGGACCUAGAGCGGCUCUAUCUACAGAUGUGGGAGCAUUACGCAGCUGGCAACAAACCUGAUCACAUGAUUAAGCCUGUUGAAGUCACUGAGUCGGCCUAAAUAAUGACUGUGUGCACAGGAGAAUUACCCUGUACCUGAGCCUCAACCUUCUGGGGGAAAGGGAACUACUUUUUCCUUAUCUGUACAAUACCAUGCUGCAGAUGGGUGACAGACAAUGAUAAGAAAUAGCACAGCCAGACUUGCUUCCUGCAUGAUCAUGAUCACGAUAGGGAGAGACACAAGAGAUGGGAAACUGCUGUUCCACAAGGAGUCUCCAUAGAAUUUUGCAGCAGCCAGGUGUCUGGAAGGUCUGGAAGUGAGUCCUGUUCUACCUUUUUCUUUCAGCAGAAAUGAAAUCCCAGGUAAGUAUAAGUAUUCAAAUAUUUGAUCAGUAAGUCACAGUUAUCUCCAGUACAUUAAAUAACUUUCAUCAAAAAACAUGUUAUAGGUAAAAAGCUCUGAAGGACCAGCUAUGUAUAUGAUAAUUAUGUUUCAGACCUUCUAGGGUAUUAUAUAUAAUAACUUGUCUUCUGGACGUGGUCUUGAAGUCUUUAUGGAUUCAGUCUCAGUAGUAGCGAACUGCACUGCUACUUGGUUUGGAGUACAAAUUAGACUUUAGCCCUCCUGGAGGUUGAGUUUUUGGUAUUGAAAACCAUAGGAAUGAAAUUAUUGUAUUUCAACAAAGGAUCGAGGGCUUGAGGCUUAAACAAGGCAACAUACGUGUGGGAAGCAGUCAGCCUUGAGGGCAGGUAAGGACAUGCCAGGCAUGCGGCCGCUGCUCGAAGGGACUGUCCCUACUUGUUCCCCUCCUUGUUCCAUUCCAUGGGAGAUAAAUCACCAGAGCCCAGAGAUCAGAAAGAAUGUAAAAUGAGACAAGCAAAGCUGUCUCCCCCCUGCACAUGCAGGUUAUUUUUGAUGCUUCUGGGUUUAUGGGUUUCCUCCCAGGGAAGUUAACCUUGAGCCGAGACAGUCUGUAGAUAAUGUAAACCACCAUCUGGCAACCUUCCGAUUUCUAGUCUAUAUAAUCUGCAACUGUAGCAUAAUAAAAUUUGCCUUGCAACCAUCAGUUGUCUUGGUCCUUCUGACCCCAUCCGUCGGUGCUACUUCAGUUCCUUACCCCUUCCCUUCUGACCCUGGGCGGUGAGAUCCUCUUUCUCCGGCUGGUCCGCGGCAAGUGGCACUCGAACAGGGACCUGAAGCGUGAAGGCAAUUAAAAGAAAAAGAAAGUGCAGGUAAGAGAACCCUUAUGCAAAAUAUGUGUGGCCACCAGUAAAAGUGAAACGAAUAGAGGCAUAAGGCAAUAGUCAGAAGUAAAAUAAGAUGGGGCAAAAGGGCUCAAAGAUGUAUGAAUUAUUUGCUCAGGUUUUACUUUUGAUGCUUAGAGCUCGGGGUAAUAAAGUUUCUGAACUUUAUUGUUGACUGAAUUUUUACAGCAUAUCCAUGGUGUAUCUCCCUGGUUUCCUGAUGGCGGCUCUGUUGACAUAGAAAUCUGGCAGAAAGUUGGAGAAGAUUUAAAAAAUUAUUACGAGUCUCGAGGGCCUACUCAUACUCCUGUUGUUACAUAUAGUUUGUGGACUCUGAUAAAAAUAUGUUUAGAUUCUUCUCAUGAUAGUGUUGAUUUGAAUGUAAAGUCAGAAAAACAUAAGCCUCUGACAGAAGGAGAGACUGUAUUAUCAGCUACUGUGUCGCCACUUCCUAAACCGAAAGAGCUAAUUAAUUUAAAUAUUUUAGAUGAAGAGGAACAUUUUGACUUAACAGAUGAGGCUUGUAAACAUAAAAGAGAGAAAUAUCCUGAGGAUGAUUUUCUAAUGGCUGUGAUAGAUAAGUCAGUGAAAAAGCUGCAGGUUAAUAAGGACUGUCUUCCUCAAAAAUCCACAUCUGUAAAAAUGCUGAGUCCCUUGCAGCGCGCUGUACAAGGAGCAAUAAAACGAGGAGAAGAUCCUAUUUUCUGUUGUCCCGUCAUAGAAAGACCUGGUCCUAAUAAUCCUCAACAAGCUACUAGGGAGCAUCAGGCUCUCCCUUUGAAAGUUUUGAAAGAUUGAAAAUCUGCCUGUGCUCAAUAUGGGCCAACUGCUCCUUUUACUGCUGCUAUGGUUGACAGGAGAAGCUCUUCCCCCCGCUGAUUGGAAGUCUAUUGCAUGAGCUUGUUUAAAUGGUGGAGAUUAUUUAAUAUGGAAGUUUGAUUUUUAUGAACGGGCUGCUGAACAAGCAGAAAAGAAUGCUGCCCAUAAUAUUCCAGUUGAUUAUCAUAUGCUGAUUGGGGAAGGACAAUAUCUUUCUUUACAAGAUCAAUUAACUUAUCCCUUUGUUGCUUAUCCUCAAAUAAAUCAUUUGGCAUUACAAGCCUGGAGGAAAUGUCCUUCUACACACAAAACUGAAGAUCUUUCAAAACUUAGACAGGGACCUGAUGAACCAUAUGCUGAUUUUGUAGAUAGGUUGUCACAGGCGGUGGGGAGACUCAUUGUGGACAGACUCACUGGUACAAUUGUAGUUAAGCAACUUGCUUUUGAAAAUGCUAAUAAUGAGUGUCAGGCUGCGAUUCGACCUUGGAGAAAACGGGGAACAUUGGAGGAUUAUAUUCACCUUUGUGCAGACAUUGGGCCUACUUAUAUACAGGGUGCUGCUGUGGCUGCAGCAUUAACUAAAGUGGGGUUUAAAAACAAUCAAAAGAAAACAAAGACUUGUUUUAAAUGCGGAAAGGCAGGUCCUUUUGCUAGAGAAUGUAGAUCUUUUAAUUCUAACCCUAGUCCUUCCUUCCCUACUCAAAAACCUCCAGAUGGUCAGAAAAUCCCUGGUUUAUGCCCUAAAUGCAAUAGGGGAAAACAUUGGGCACAAGAUUGUUGCUCAGUGGCCCACAAGGAUGGGCCACCACUGUCGGGAAACUCUUCCCAGGGCCUUCCCCGGCCCCAACAAAUAAUAAGCGCAAUGUCUGUGUAUCCUCCUCAAAUUAUCAAUCAGACAUUAACCAAAAACAAAAACAUACAAUAUCCUCGCUCUCCAGAGCAACACCAGGAAGCGCAGGACUGGAGCUCAGUACCUCCGCCCGAUAUGUAUUAACUCCUGAAAUGGGUCCUCAGGCCCUCUCUACGGGCAUCUGUGGACCUUUACCCAAGGGUUUGAUGGGACUAUUAUUGGGAAGAAGUAGUGUCACCAUGAAAGGUUUAACUGUUAUGCCAGGAGUCAUAGAUUCUGACUACGAAGGAGAAAUAAAAGUCAUGGCACAAACUAUUAAAAAUAUAAUAACUAUUUCUCCUGGUGAUAAAAUUGUACAAUUGCUACUUUUGCCCUUUGUACCUCAUGGACAAAUUUUACAACAUCAAAAGAGAGAAACAAAGGCUUUUGGAUCGUCUAAUGCUGCCUACUGGAUUCAGAAGAUAGGGAAAGAACGUCCAGAAAUGAAAUGAACCAUUAAUGGAAAGGUUUUUUCAGGUUUGUUAGACACUGGAGCUGAUGUCUCUGUUAUGACGCAGGUACACUGGCCUAAACAUUGGCCCAUUAGUCCUACUAUUACAGAACUUCACGGAAUAGGACAAAGUUCUUCUCCUAUGCAAAGUAGUCAGUUUUUUUUAUGGCAAGAUAGUGAGGGCCAUUCAGGAUAUUUCCAGCCUUAUGUUUUGCCUGGGCUGCCUUUAAACCUCUGGGGCCGAGAUAUAUUAAAAGAAAUGGGAGUAUUACUUUAUAGUCCAAACUCUCAAGUCUCUAAUAUGAUGUUGGAUCAAGGAUUUCUUCCCACAAAAGCGCUGGGAACAAAUCAACAAGGAACUGUCUAUCCUAUUGAUGUGAAAAUAAAAAAUGAUAGACAAGGUUUGGGUUUUUCUUAGGGGCCUUGGAUUCUCCACUCACUGCUGAUCCAAUUACUUGGCUGACUGAUGACCCUGUAUGGGUGGACCGAUGGCCCCUCACAAAGGAGAAAUGAGAAGCUGCAGAACAAUUAGUACUGGAACAAUUAGGGCAUUUAGAAAUUUCCAGUAGUCCUUGGAAUACUCCUAUUUUUAUUAUCAAGAAAAAAUCUGGAAAAUAUAGGUUAUUACAGGAUCUAAGAGCUGUUAAUAAAACUAUGCUAAUAAUGGGAGCUCUUCAACCAGGCCUACCCUCUCCAACAGCCAUACCACACAAUUAUCAUCUUUUAGUUAUAGAUUUAAAAGAUUGUUUUUUCACUAUUCCUUUGUUUCCUGAAGAUAGAAAACAUUUUGCUUUUAGCUUGCCUGCCUUAAAUUUUAAGGAAGCCAUGAGGAGAUUUCAAUGGAAAGUAUUGCCUCAGGGCAUGGCAAAUAGUCCUACAUUAUGCCAAAAAUAUGUGGCUCAGGCCUUGACUCCUGUGAGAAAAAGGUUUCCAUCGUUAUAUCGCAUACAUUAUAUGGAUGAUAUACUUUUAGCCACUGAUAAUAUUUCUUUAUUAGAGACUGCUUUUCAAUUUUUACAACAGUCCUUACAAUCAUUUGGCUUGGUCAUUGCCUCAAGAAAACUUCAAAGACAAUCUCCAUUUUUAUAUUUGGGAAAAUAUAUUGAUAACACUACUAUUAGGCCUCAAAAACUACAAAUUCGAGUUGAUAAUUUAAAAACAUUAAAUGCUUUUCAAAAAUUACUUGGAGAUAUUAAUUGGCUAAGGCCUGCCUUAAAACUUACUACUGCUCAAUUACAGCCUUUGUUUGAUAUUUUUAAGGUGACUCAGAUCCUUCUUCUUCACGCUCUAUGACUCCAGAAGGAUUUCAAGCUUUACAAAUAGUCAAUAGAUCUAUCAGUUCUACACAAUUAACUAGAAUUCAUACUCACCUUCCAAUUUUCUUAAUAAUUUGUCCAACUCCUCAUGUGCCUACUGCCGUCUUAUGGCAAACUGUUGGAAUUAUUGAAUAGAUUCAUAUGAAAUCUACACUCUCUAAAGUUAUUAACCCUUAUUAUGAACUUAUUAGUAAUUUAAUAAUGCAAGGUAGAACUAGAUGCUUACAACCUAUAAGUAUAGAACCUUCUCAAAUUAUUAUGCCUGAUUCAGUUAGUCAACAAAAUUGGCUUUUUCAACAUAGUAAUGAAUGGGGUCUUGCUCUUGCAGGAUUUUCAGGUACCUUGGAAUGCCAUUACCCUGCUGAUAAAUUGAUCCAAUUCAGCAAACUUAACUCAUAUCUUUCCUUCUAUAAUUAGGCAACAGCCUGUCCCUCAUGUACCUUUGGUUUUUACGGACGGUUCUUCUUCAGGAGUGGCUACUGUAAUCAUUGACGACGGAACAAACCUCGUUAAAGAAACUUCCUUGACUUCAGCUCAACGUGUUGAACUGUAUGCUGUCAUUAUGUCUUUUAAACAUUUGCCUUCUAUAUCUUUUAAUUUGUUUUCUGAUAGUAAAUAUCUUAUUAGCUUGUGAUUUCUUCUGGAGACUGCGAGCAUAGGACAUACUAAUGACCCUGAAUUAUCAUCCUCUUUUCGUUUGCUUCAACAGCUUAUUCGUUCCCAUGAUGGUCCUGUUGCAGGUCUGUAUAUCCGUGCUCAUUCUAACUUGCCUGGUCCAUUGACUAAACUUAAUGCGACUGCAGAUGUUUUAACUCGAUCUAAACGUGAUCUUUAUCCUGUACAUUUUCCUCCCAAGAAUAGAGUUGAAGUUACUCCUCCUCCUCAAUCUCUUUUCCCUAAAGCAGGACAUGUCCCAAUUUACCGUACUCCUCCUUUCCGUUCGUCAUGCUGUCAAGAAUGGCUAAUAUACUGCAUUCAUUAUCUCCAUACUCUUGAUACUCAUGGUCCAUGUCCUGGACACCCUCAUAUUAUGGUAAGUUAUGAUCAAACUGCUUCACAAGCAGCACAGCAGUUGCACGCUUUACACCGUCAGUCAGCGGCUACAUUACACACACAAUUUUCCCUUACUCGUGAAGCCGCCCCACAAAUUGUUAAGCAGUGCCCACAAUGCUUACCUCACCUUCCUGUUCCACAUUAUGUUGUUAAUCCUCGUGGAUUAUUACCUAGACAUUUAUGGCAAAUGGAUGUUACUCAUAUCCCGUCUUUUGGGAAAUUACAGUUUGUUCAUGUCACUAUCGACACUUAUUCUGGUUUCCUCUGUGCUACAGCACAGACCGGAGAAGCGACUAAACAUGUUAUCACUCAUUUAUUACACUGUUUUGCUUUCAUGAACCUUCCCAAAAUUAUUAAAACAGAUAAUGGGCCCGCUGCUUUUGCAACAUUUUGUAAUUCAUUACAAAAUUACCCAUAUUACAGGCAUUCCAUAUAACCCUCAAGGACAAGGUAUUAUAGAACGUGCAAAUAGAUCUUUAAAGCUAACUAUUGAAAAAAUAAAAAGGGGGGAAUUGUAUAGAACAACGCCACAUAACCUUAUAAAUGAUGCUCUGUUUAUUUUAAAUGUUCUCACUGUUGACAAAUUUGGCUGCUCUGCAGGGGGAAGGUUGGUGGCUGAGCCAAGAUUGGCCUCUCAAUCUCCGGAGGUCCUCUGGAAAGAUCCGUUAACCAGCACUUGGCGUGGUCCUGAUCCUGUGUUGAUUUGGGGAUGUGGUCACAUGUGUAUCUUUCCCAGAUCAGCGCCUGGACCUCGCUGGCUUCCUGAACGCUUAGUCAAGCAAAUAGAUGGCUCGCCACAGCUCACCUAGUUCAGAAGAUGAAGAAGCUCUGCAUCUCUCCCGAAAAUUUGACAGUGUUGAUUCAGAAAAAGAAGAAGAGGAGACCACUUGCCAGGACGACUCAAAGGAGUGAUGUUCCAACUUGGGGACAAAUUAAACAACUGGUUUCAUGAGCUCAAGAGUCAGUGAAACAACAGAAUAAUCCUGUUACACCUGUAACUUUAUUUUUGGCUAUGUUGGCAACCAUUUCAUGUGUUCCCUCUGUUAAUGCAGCAACUUACUGGGCCUAUGUACCUGAUCCUCCACUAUUACAACCCAUAUCUUGGUCUGAAGCAGAGUUUCCUGUAUUUUACAAUGAUAAAUGUUUAUGGGCCUCUUAUUGGGAAUAUAAAACAAAUCAAUAUGUCUGUAAAUUAUACUAACUGGCUUAGUACCCAUCCUGUCUGUCUUAGCCCAUUGAAUCUGGAAACUGGACGUGUAAAGGCUAUUAGUUAUGAGCAUACAGAUGUUUAUGAGGGAACGGAUCAAUCAAUUAGUUUGUCAGGCUCUCCAGGCAUCCUUCGUUUUACAGGAACCAACAUUACUCUUACAUGCCCGGCUACCAGCUGACGAGAGUAUCUUAAGGAUACCAUCAUUUGGUAUAAAAUGGGCAACCUAUUGAUAUUAGAGGUCAAAUCUCAUACGCCUCACCACUUAGGGAUUCCGCUAUUACUAUAGCCAAGGUUACAGGUGAAGAUUCAGGAAAUUAUUUCUGUAUGAAGCGUUUACUUGGAGGACAAGGGAUACUUAUAGCUGAACAUAAGGUUACUAUGCUUAACAGAAAAUCAAAAAAUCAAUUUCCUCCCCUUAUGACCGUUAACUUUCCUGGAUCCAAUUUUGAACAUUGCAAUGCAUCUUGGAAUAAUAACCAAAUAUGGUGUACUAUAGAUUAUACCAAGGUGUCAAUUCUUAUCUCUUCUUUUCCCAUCAUAGAUAGGUUUAUCACAUUUCAAAAGAACUGGGAUAUAUGGAAACUAGCUCUAACUUAUUCCAAUACACCUGUUAUAACUUGUGUUGCUCCUCCAUAUACACGUUUGUGUGGUUCUAUUAACAUUGGUAAUUCUUCCAAAGGAGGAUAUAAUAUUAGCUGUGUUAAUUGUAUUUUUAGCAGUUGUAUGUUCCCUUCUGCAGGAACGCAAUCUGUGCUUAUACUAAAGCAACCCAUGUAUGUUAUGGUGCCUGUACAUCUGAGAGAACCUUGGUAUGAAGAUACUGGAGUACAGGCAUGGGUGGAACUCUCUAAAGCCUUGCAGAGAGGAGACACUUUCUUGGGUGGCUAAUAGUAAGUUUACUUGCGUCGGCUGCUCUGUCUGCUACCGUGGCUACUGCGGGUCUUGCUCUUUCACAGAGUAUUCAUCAUGCUCACUUUGCUAAUCAGUUAUCUCAACAUAGCAGUCUUGCUUUAUCUUUACAAAGUCACAUAUAUUUACGGAUUAAUAACAAGUUAGAUGAAUUUAAAAACGCAAUUUUGGGGAUUGGAGAUCAGAUGGCAGCAUUAAAAUUGAGGAUGCGUUUAGCUUGUCAUGCAAAGUAUACAUGGAUGUGUGUUGCUCCUUAAAAGUACAAUGACUGUAUUUGGGAAUGGGAAAAAGUAAAAAUGCAUCUGCUGAGUGUUUGGUCAGAUAAUAAUAUUAGUCUUGAUCUUAAGAAAUUAAAUGCUGAAAUUCAGGAUAUACAAAAUGCACAUAUUGAUGAUAUUUCGCCAGAAGAUGUAAUUCAAACUUUACUGAACCAUUUAAAGUGGUUAAAUCCUCAGUCUUGGAUUACCGGAAGGUUGUCAGGAUUUAUUACCCUGGCCAUAAUUUGCCUAUUAUUGAUAUUAAUCUUCUCAUGUCUGUUUCGUAU
Molecule: messenger RNA, 11523 nt
Organism: Orcinus orca (killer whale)
Lineage: Eukaryota; Metazoa; Chordata; Mammalia; Artiodactyla; Delphinidae
Product: UDP-N-acetylglucosamine--peptide N-acetylglucosaminyltransferase 110 kDa subunit-like
Exons: 2
Coding region: 8-3148 (1046 amino acids)
Biological process (GO): protein O-linked glycosylation
Molecular function (GO): protein binding; protein N-acetylglucosaminyltransferase activity
Source: RefSeq, a predicted model, not a curated record